Molecule: messenger RNA, 4684 nt
Organism: Lepisosteus oculatus (spotted gar)
Lineage: Eukaryota; Metazoa; Chordata; Actinopteri; Semionotiformes; Lepisosteidae
Source: RefSeq, a predicted model, not a curated record
AUGUAACUUAUUUAAAGCUUUGUAACAACGAACUAAAAAGUCUCACAGUGGUGUGGUCUGGCAUAACAGGAUCCAGGUUGUGAUCCUCAACAGGCAUAAAGCGGCUCUCUGGGUAAAUGCUAUAUUCUCGUUAACCGCCGGAAUCGCCAUGAUGACAGAAAGCGAAACUUUGUAACACGGACAAGAUGGAGACGAAGAAGACCUACGUCCAUUCUGGACAAAACUCUGAGCUGAGGAUCCUGCUGCUGGGGAAGAUUGGAGUGGGGAAGAGUGCAUCAGGAAACACCAUCCUGGGCAGAGAGGCGUUCAGAUCAGAGUGCUCUCCCUCCAGAGUGACUGAAGAGUGUGAGAAGGGGACAGGAGAGGUGUCAGGGAGGCGUGUUGCUGUGAUCGACACUCCAGGCCUGUUUGACACAGUGCUGUCCAAUGAUGAAGUCAUACGUGAGAUCCUGACCUGUGUCUCUCUGUCCUCCCCGGGACCCCAUGUGUUCCUGGUGGUCCUCCAGCUGGGCAGAUUCACACAGGAGGAAAAGGACACAGUGAAGCUGAUCCAGAAGAACUUUGGAGAGAGAGCAGUAGAUUACACCAUGGUGCUCUUCACACAGGGGGAUCGACAGAGGGGUAGAAGUAUCGAGUAUUGUCUCGAGAGGAUGAAGGAUCUCAAAGAGAUUCUCAGUCACUAUGGGGGUCGUUAUCAUGUGUUUAACAAUAUGAAUCCAGAGGACCGCAGUCAGGUGACAGUGCUGCUGGAGAGGAUAGACAGGAUGGUGGAGAGGAAUGGAGGAGGCUGCUACACCAAUGACAUGUAUCCAAAGGCUGAGAGAGCGAUCAGGGAGGAACAGGAGAGGAUCCUGAGGGAGAGAGAGCCGGAGAUCCGCAGACAGGAGAGGAGAUACAGGGGAGAGGAGCUGGAGAAGAAGAAGAGAGAGCUCAGGAGAGAAGAGGAAAGAAGAGCCCGACGACAAGCUGAGAAAGAGAAAUCAGCCGCCCCCGUUGGCCGUCACCAUGGCGUCGACCUUGUCCAGCAGGCUGGUGACCUGGCCGCGCUCCUCCGGGCUCUUGUUGUUGAGCACGUGGUACCUGCCCCCGCACUGAGCCAGCAGCUGCUGCAGGUCACCGCCGGCCUCCCCAAAGCACUCCUCCAACGGUCGGGCUUGACCACCAGCAGGAAGGCGUGCGGCCCCGGCGACGAGAGGUUGACGCACUUCCCGAUCUCCCGCCGGAUGUCCUCGUCCCUCUGCUUGGUGUCGAAGAGGCCCGGCGUGUCCACCACCGCCACGCUGCGCCCGGCGAUCAACCCCCGCUGCUUCUCGCACCCCGCGGUCACCGAGGCGAAGCCCAGGACAGACCUGAAGGCCGGGCGCCCCAGCAGGGUGUUCCCCGAGGCGCUCUUCCCCACGCCUGUCUUGCCCACCAGGACCAGCCUGAGCUCCGGGGGCCCAGGCAGGGGCUCCUCCACUGCAACACGAAGGAGGACAUGUCGAGAUCAGAGCUCCAGGACCUGUGUCCGCUCGCUUGCUUUGGAGUUGUCGAAAACGUGGUACCGGUUCCCACACCUGCUCACAAGCUGCUGGAGGUUCUCCUCCGCGUCGUCCAGAUACUCUUUGAUCCCGCCUGUCAGGUUGCCUCCGUGGGUGAAGAGGAUCAUGGUGAAUUUCUCCGCUUCCUUGCCGAAUAUCUCCUGGAUCUUUUCCACGGCUCUGACCUCCUCCUCGGUAAACCGGCCCGGCCUCAGGACCAUCACGAUGGCGUGCGGCCCAGGCGCUGACAGGUUAAUGCACUUCCAGAUCUCACGCCUGAUGUCGUCCGCCGGUGUGCUCGUGUCGAACAAGCCCGGCGUGUCCACCAAGGUGACGGCUCGCUCGGCUAGCAGUGCCGUCUUCCUGCUGCACUCCUUUGUCGUGGAGGCCCCGCUGAAGGCCACCCUGAAUUCCUCCCUGCCGAGGAUGGUGUUGGCUGACGAGCUGCGACCCGAGCCAGUUUUCCCCACCAAGACAAUCCUGGUCUCGUCGGGGGUGUCGAUCACGACCAGUCUCCGGCCCCCCAGCUCCGCCUCGGCCCUCUCGCAGGCCCGCGUCACGGCGCGGGCGCCCAGCCGCGUCUCGAAGUGCCUGCGGCCCAGCAGGGUGUUCCCCGAGGCGCUCUUCCCAGAGCCCGUCCGGCCCAGCAGCACCAGGCGCAGCUCAGGGGGGGCAGGGGGUGCCCGGGUCCGGCCCGCAGAGUGCGAGACCGAGACGAGGCUGGAGGUCAUGUCAGUCGCUGUGAAUGGAGAUCAGUCUGCGCCUGGUGCUGCCGGGCCGGACGGGCUCUGGGAAGAGCGCCUCGGGGAACACCCUGCUGGGCCGCAGGCACUUCGAGACGCGGCUGGGCGCCCGCCCCGUGACACGGGCCUGCGAGAGGGCCGAGGCGGAGCUGGGGGGCCGGAGACUGGUCGUGAUCGACACCCCCGACCUGCUGGACACCCGGGGCCACACGCCUUCCUGCUCUUCCUGCUCGUCACGCGCUUCUCCGACCAGGACGGGGGGGCGCUGGACACCCUGCGGAGGCUGUUCGGGGAGGCAGCAGUCCGGCACACCCUGGUGCCGUUCACCCGCGGAGAGGACCUGGAGGGGCAGGGUGUGGAGUCCUUCCUGCACAGUGCCGACCCCGAGCUGCGCCAGCUGGUGAGGGAGUGUGGAGACCGGCACCACCUCUUCAGCAACAGGGACUCCAGCGACCGCUCCCAGGUCACAGAGCUGCUGCAGAAGGUGGACUCCAUGGUUGCUGAGCUCGGGGGGGGCUGCUGUGUGUGCGCUGUGCUGCAGGAGGCGCUGCAGGAGCUCAAGCAGAAGGAGCAGACGCUGCAGAGGGAGUUCGCUGAGUUCUGGAGGCGGAAGACCGAGGAGCUGCAGUCACAGCUGGAGGAGUGUCAUCAGCUGGGGGAAGCCAGCUUCAAGAAGGCUCCCAGGUCUUGUCUGAGGAUCGUGCUCCUGGGGAAGACGGGAUCAGGGAAGAGCUCCGCAGGGAACAUCAUUCUGGGCAGAGUGGAGUUCAGAGCUGCACGGGGUCAUUCCUCCCGGACUGCUCAGUGCCAGAGAGCGGAGAGACAGGUGUGUGGCAGGGCGGUCACUGUGGUGGACACGCCGGGCCUGUUCCACACGGGACUGUCCCAGGAGGAGGUGCUGAGGGAGACUGGGAGUAGUGUCUCACUCUGCGCCCCGGGACCCCACGUCUUCCUCCUGGUGCUGCCCCUGGGCAGGUUCACCAGUGAAGAGAAGGCAAUUCCUGAGCUGUUCCAGGAGCUUCUGGGAAAGAGCUCGGUGAGACACACCAUGAUUCUGUUCACUCGAGGAGACGAACUGGGCAGCCAGACAGUGGCAGAGCUGAUUCAGGACUCUCAAGAGCUGCUUAAACUCACGGACAAGUAUGGGAGCAGGCAUCAUGUUUUCAAUAACAGAAAUCCGAGUGAUCGCACCCAGGUGAGGGAGCUGCUGGAGAAGAUCGACAGCCUGGUGAGAGAGAACGUAGGAGGAUUCUACACCAGCCAGAUGUUCCAGGAGGCAGAAGCUGCCAUCAGACAAGAGCAGGAGAGGAUCCUGAGGGAGAGAAAGGAGGAGAUUCAGAGACAGGAGGAGGAGAUGAGGAACAGGUUCAUGAAGGAAGCAGAGGAGAUGAAGAGGAGGAUGGAAAAGCAAAUUAGAGAACGAGAGGAGCAGAAUAAAAAGCAGGAAAUGAAAAUUGGAGAGCUGGAGGAAGAGAAGAGGAGAGGACAAAACUCUGAGCUGAGGAUCCUGCUGCUGGGGAAGACUGGAGCGGGGAAGAGUGCAGCAGGAAACACCAUCCUGGGCAGAGAGGCGUUCAGAUCAGAGCGCUCUCCCUACACAGUGACUAAACAGUGUGAGAAGAGGACAGGAGAGGUGUCAGGGAGGCGUAGUGUUGCUGUGAUCGACACUCCAGGCCUGUUUGACACAGAGCUGUCCAAUGACGAGGUCACAGAUGAGAUAGCGAAGUCUAUAUCUCUGUCCUCCCCGGGACCCCAUGUGUUCCUGGUGGUCCUCCAGCUGGGCAGAUUCACACAGCAGGAGAAGGACACAGUGAAGCUGAUCCAGAAGACCUUUGGAGAGAGAGUCUGUAAAUACACCAUGGUGCUCUUCACACAUGGAGACACACUGAGUGGAAUAACUAUUGAGAGUUAUAUUGAGGAAAACAAAAACCUCAAUGACUUUGUCAAACAAUGUAACAAUAGACACUAUGUCUUUAACAAUAAGAAUAAGGAAGACCGCUCCCAGGUCACAGCUCUGAUCAACAAGAUAGAGCAGAUGGUGAGAGAGAACGGAGGAAGCAACUUCACCAAUGACAUGUACCAGGAAGCAGAGAGGGCCAUCAGGGAAGAGCAGGAGAGAAUCCUGAGGGAGGAGAAUUGGGAUUGGCAUUCAGAUGAGGAAAGGCUUCUCUUUGAGGAGAACGCCAGAGAUCGAGCAGAGAGAAACAACUCAUUUCUGCGGAGAUUGGGUAUUGUGGCUGGUGCAGGAGUAGGAGCAGCAGGGAUAGGAGCAGCAGUGGGAUUACUGGGGGGGCCAGUAGGAGUAGCAGUAGGAGCAGCAGCAGGACUGGCUGCAGGGGCAGCAGCAGGAGCUGUGAUAGUCAACAGAGAGAAACUGAAAAAAGUAGCAGAGAAGUGCAGAGUGCAGUGAGAAGAGACAGA